Drosophila ananassae is the source of this 4975-nucleotide messenger RNA. RefSeq names its product membrane-associated guanylate kinase, WW and PDZ domain-containing protein 1 (gene Magi). The record is from RefSeq and is a predicted model, not a curated record. The transcript has 6 exons. NCBI's taxonomy places the organism in Eukaryota, Metazoa, Arthropoda, Insecta, Diptera, Drosophilidae. Bases 940 to 4602 code for a protein of 1220 amino acids. Gene Ontology annotation, cellular component: cytoplasm. Gene Ontology annotation, molecular function: protein binding. Gene Ontology annotation, biological process: hippo signaling.
AACGUGGUAUUUAUAGUUUUGCGGUCAAUGGUCACACCAUAUUCAAACCCAACGCACCUAGCUUUGUUUAUUUUUUGUUUGUUUAAUAAAUAAAAACUAUACCUUUCUGUUGAACCAUCGAGGUGAAAAUGUGCAUUUUUAAAGUAACAGUAUUUAAAUUAAAUUAGAAAGAGCACCUGGCUCUCCUGUGGCGCUGUGCAGUGGUCGCAUUGCGCGUGUGUGUAUGUGGAGGGCAAGCAACAGGUUUUAUUCAGUUUUUAUCAGCGAGGCUCGGCCUCCUUCGCGUCAUUUGUUUCUGAGUUUCUGGCGUGUUCGGUUCGCGUCGACGCUUCUGCUCCGUGUGCUUUUCCAGCGGGAAAAUCAACUAUCCAUCGGAUGCGAAUAUAAACGGCAAAUAAACGCAAUAUAAGCCACUGCUCUCGCCACCCAGCAUCCAUCCAACAGGUGUGCAUCAUCUAUCCAACGUGUUUUUCGAUCCAAUCGGCGGCAAUAACAAGUCCAGACUUGGCCAUAUUAUCACGGUUAUUAAGUGCCACCGCAUCUCAGUGCCAGUGCCAGUGCCAGUGCCCGUGUGUGUGUGUUGUGUGUGUGCUGUUUGAGAAACGCGUUUUGCAGUUUUCAUCGCCUCUGGAAACCGAAAACCGCCAUAAAAAUGGAAAGUGGUGCCCGGCACUCGUACUGAUACUGCCUGCCUGCCUGGGUUGGCCUGCCAAUAACGAUCUUCAUCAUCAUCAUCAUUGAUCCCUCACGUCUCGCGUCUGGCCAAAUAAAUAAACAAACUGGAAGAAAAAAGCUCCCUGAUAGAUACUAUAAUGAAGUCCCAAUGAAAAACGAUUAAGAGAAGACGCCUUCAACGCGAAUGCAAUGGCCAGACAAAGCACUGGGCUGUAGAACGCUGAAAACAAACAAAAGAUAUCCAACAAGAUACCCGUUUCUAAAAUGCCAAUAAUCACGGCCACGACAACGGCAUCGGCCGGCGGAGGAGCAGGUGUGGCUGUCAGGGGCGUAACCGCAUCCAAGUCUCCCACGGAUUACCUAAUGCUCCAGCAACAGCAGCAGCACCAGCAACAGCAGUCGCACUUCAGCAACCACUUCUAUCAACAAACACCACAGCAGCAGCAGCAGCAACAGCAACAGCAGUUGGCGCCUCUGAACACUUCCCACCAACAUCAACAUCAACAUCAGCACUCACAUCCACAUCCACAUCCACAUCCUGCUGCUACUCCGACCAGUUUUGCAACAUUUAACGGAAACUCAAAUCUAAAUUCUAGCCUUGCCAACGGAAGCGGCAGAAAAUUCAAUUCCAGCCGCGACAACGUGGACGAUAAUGGCGAUGGCAACGAUGUGGACGACAUAGCUGGAUCCGUCUCUGGCUCCGCAGAUGUGGUUGGCAAUGGGAAUGGCGAAAAGACUGCCGGUCUAGCGCCACCACCCGGCAUCCACCAUCAUUCGCGCCCGCCGCCACCGCCGGCAAUCAAGAAGUCGUCCCAGCCAGCUGGGACAGCCGCCGCCUCCCGCGAGGAUGUGACCUCGCUGAGUGGCACUUCCUCGCUAAACAGUCAGAUGUCGGUGCGUAAUCAGUUUGUGUCCGGACUGCCGAGCAAUGGAACACCCGUCGGAGAAGUCAACGGCAGUGGAGGACCAGUCGCUGGUAGAGGAGGUGCUCCCAACAGCAUCCUCAAAGGCAGCAAGGAGAACCUCCUGCAGAAUAACUACUUCAAUGGCGACGAGAGCCUGGGCAGCGAGUGCGGAGCUGGCGAGGGCCAGCCGCAGGAGCCGCCUUUUGUCAACCACGAGGACCCGGGAGACGGCCUUGGACCCUUGCCACCCAAGUGGGAGACGGCAUACACGGAGCGGGGCGAACUCUACUUCAUCGACCAUAACACGGGAACGUCCCACUGGCUGGAUCCCAGGCUGUCCAAGUACCAGAAAAAGUCACUCGAGGACUGCUGCGAGGAUGAGCUGCCGUAUGGCUGGGAAAAGAUCGAGGACUCCAUGUACGGAAUGUAUUUCAUCGACCAUGUUAACCGGAGGACGCAGUACGAGAACCCAGUGCUGGAGGCUAAGCGACGAGCAGCGGAGCAGCGCCAACAGCAACAGCAGCAGCAGCAGAUCCAGCAAGAGCAGCGCUCCAAGACGCCGACUGUGCCACCACCAGUGCUGCCAUCGGAGUCGGCUGCAGAACGGCAGGAGGAGGAGGCGCCCACCACCAAGCUUCCGUACAAGUUCACCCGGAAUCCGGCAGAUCUGCAGGGCCAACGCAUCAACACAACAUUGUUGAAGUCUUCCCGUGGUCUGGGCUUCACCAUUGUGGGCAGUGAUGGAAGCACCGGCGGGGACGUGGAGGAGUUCCUCCAAAUCAAAACCGUAGUGCCGAACGGUCCGGCCUGGCUGGACGGUCAGCUCCAGACGGGAGACGUACUGGUAUACGUGAAUGACACCUGCGUGCUGGGCUAUACGCACCUCGACAUGGUCAACAUCUUCCAGUCGAUUCUGCCCGGCGAGCGGGCGAUCCUGGAGGUGUGUCGCGGCUACCCGUUGCCGUUCGACCCCAACGAUCCGAACAACGAAGUGGUGACCACAAUGGCGGUGGAUGGUCGCGAUUCGGACAAGCAGCGUCGCCUCAACAUGGAUGGGAAUUACAACUUCCUGGACUUGUCCGGCGAGGGAGGGAACAGCGCGGGCGCUACUGCCAAUGGAAGUGGCUUCAUUCUGAUGAAGAAGCCCGAACUGUGCACCUUUUCGAUCAUGAAGGGCUCCAUGGGAUUUGGGUUUACCAUUGCGGACUCGGCGUGUGGGCAGAUCGUGAAGAAGAUCCUCGACCGCAACUGCUGCACUCAGUUGAUGGAAGGCGACGUCCUCCUGGAGAUCAACGGCAUAAAUGUGCGCAACAAGCCGCACUUCUACGUGGUGGAGUUGCUCAAGGAAUGCAGUCUAACAACGCCCACGGUCGUAAAGAUUCAGCGCACCCCGCCAGACCAGCCCGCCCAGAUCGGACAGGUGGGAAACGUGGCCAAGCUGCGUAAGAACUUUGUGGGCAGCGGUCUGUUCCGGAGCAAGACGCCCACGGCGGAUCUGUACAGUACGCAGGUGAAGGAGGUGCUACCCAUGCGGCCGAAGACUCCGCUGGUGGACACCAGGCGGGCGCGGGUCCAGACGCCUAGCAACGAGCUGGACGGCGAAGUCGGAGCUGGGAUCGGCACUGGAGCCAACGACUUGGAAGCUCGCAAACCGAUUCAGUUCCAGACCCAAGGAAAGUCAAACAACAGUCUGCCGGAACUGGACGAUGUUCCCUACAUGGAUCCGUAUCCCAAGAUGGUCAGUCGGUUGAAUGAACGCCUGGCGGAGGCGACUCUCCAGGGGGAUUCGGGUGGUAUAUACGGCCUGCCACCCAGUAUGCAGCCCCUGCCGAUGGCUCACCACGAGUCCUGCUACUGUUACGAUUGUCAGGCGCAGCGUUACCGCCCCGGAUACUUCAUGCAGGCCCAGCAGGCGGGGAUGGCCGGUGGCGGGCAGGGACAGUACUCGCCUAUGCAGACUGCCCACCUCCAGAACGAGCGCAUACAGCGACGGGUCAACGAGCUGCUCAACGAUCGAAGACGGGUUGGCUUUGCCAAUCUGGAUCCUACGACCCAACAGGUCCACCAACAGCCACAACAGCUCCAGUCGCAGCAGCUGCAGCAUUCGCCCAGUUGGCGGAGCGGAGCCCUGCUGGACGCCUCCGAGGAUGCGGAUCAGUGUGAGCUAACCGAAGUAACGCUGGAGCGGCAGGCGCUGGGCUUCGGCUUUCGUAUAGUCGGCGGCACUGAGGAGGGCUCUCAGGUCACCGUGGGCCACAUUGUGCCGGGUGGUGCUGCGGACCAGGACCACCGCAUAGCCACGGGCGAUGAGAUUCUCAGCAUCGAUGGAAUCAAUGUGCUCAACUCUUCGCAUCAUAAAGUGGUUUCCUUGGUCGGAGAAUCGGCCCUUCGAGGCCAGGUAACCAUGAUCCUGCGACGGCGUCGCUCGCCUCUGUUGCAGCAAGCUACGCUCAGCUCUCAGAUGCGACGGUAUCCCUAUGAUGUGAUUGUCAGCCGACACGAGAACGAGGGCUUUGGCUUUGUUAUAAUUUCUUCAUCCAAUCACUACUAUGGAUCAACGAUAGGUAAACUGAUACCGGCCAGUCCGGCGGAUCGCUGCGGGGAACUGAAGGUGGGCGACCGCAUUAUUGCGGUUAAUCGGAUUGAGAUAGCCGGAAUGUCUCACGGCGACGUGGUUAAUCUCAUCAAGGAGUCGGGCCUGCAUGUGCGUCUAACCAUCGGUUGUCCGCUAAAGGAGGGCGGUCCCAGUCCCGGUGGCAGUAGCGUUGGGCUUGGCAGCCACACCCCGCUCCAGCCAUCGCCUAGUCUUUCCAAGACACCAGUUCCACAGCAACAGCAACAGCAGCAGCAGCAAUCGCAACAAUUAUAUCAGCCACUGCAACAGCAGAAGCUGUAUCAUCAUCACCAGCAAUUGGAAAUGCCAAUGUCGAUGCCCAUGCCCGGAAGUAGUGGCUACUUGGAGCGACCCAGUACCAACAUCGCGGCCACUUUGGCGCUGCACCAGCAGCAGCCACAAUUAUGACUCUGAGACCUACGGAUUCGGCUCUACAAGAGCUUUCUCUAAUGUAAGAUCCGUCGUAGGCAGCUUCAAAUAUUUCAUUGUAAAAUAAGUUUUAACCCCAAAGACUGAAUAUAGAAUGUGAAUCUGUAAUCUGAAUCUUGUAAGUCCGUUUUUAUACAUGUGUGUGUUUAGAUCCCGUCAUUUUUAGAGUAAUAUUAAGUGUAGAACGUAGUUAAGUUACAAUUUAUUUUUUGCCAAUUUUAAAAGUGUUUUAAGUAUAUGUAAGUGAUCUGCGUUAAAUUGUACAAAAUGUAAAGGACUUCAAUAUUUUAUUAAUUGUAUGUCAACCAGUAAGUUGUAUUUUUCAAAUAUACACCCAUCAUUUAUAACCAUA